Molecule: messenger RNA, 2659 nt
Organism: Tricharina praecox
Lineage: Eukaryota; Fungi; Ascomycota; Pezizomycetes; Pezizales; Pyronemataceae
Exons: 3
Coding region: 334-2646 (770 amino acids)
Source: RefSeq, a predicted model, not a curated record
AACUCAAAUAAAUGUGGAGAAGUUUACUUUCCUCACCCUAGCCCACGAUGGACCAGUGGACGAGGGGUUUCCAGCCAGCAAUGAACAUGGUUUGUUUACCAGAUAAGCUUCUGAUAUAAUCUACAAAAGCUUUAGGCAUGAAAUCUACCAUAAGUCUAUGCUCUGCCUAGACGUACGCGACGCCUCCAGACAAAUCCUGAGCUCAUCGACUACGUAUACUUCAACAAUAACAUGUUAAAAGGGCUCCCCCCAAAUGUCCCUCGCUGCUGAAGGAUUCCGAAAAGUUCUCCAAUCUCGCCAGUCCUGUCUCCGAAAAGUGGCAAUCAAUCGAGAAUGAGGCUUCAUUCGCUUCUCCUCCUGGCUGCCACCGCAGCUGCCUAUGCCGCCGUGCCCCCAGCGCUUCCCGAAGACCACGUCCUUCGUAGCUUCCCCAGGGUAUUCAACGGUCGUAAUACUGACAAUAAAGCGUUCUUCGACACGAAUGUCCACCGUCACGGCAAGCGCGAUCCGCAGCCCGUUGUGCAGCCUACGAUCGCAGAUUGGUGGACUCUGAACACACCCCAGUUUCUGCAAUCCUACCUCAACUCGACCACGGCCGGCGAAAUCACCGAAAUACUUGGACGUUUCGGGGGCCUGGCUCAUUGCUAUGGCCUCGUCAAUCUCCGCGGACACUCCAAAAGUACGUCCGAUGCUGAGCAGUGUUCGAACCUGCGCGCCGAGCUGGGAACCGACGACAGUGCCCGCGCCGAGAUGGUCCUCGCCUCCCUCACCAAUUUCGCUUCGACGUUCGAGCUGAUCGCCGAUUCCAUCGAUGGAGGCUUCCGCGGCGCUGGGAUUUUGAUCGAAGAGCUGCCGUACACGAAGGCCUGGUGGGAUAAGUUCCCAAAGGAGGGGAAGGCCAAGCUUUCCCAGGAGAACGUCAUCUCUAUCAUUCGGGACUCGUUCAUUAGUGGAAUGCCCUGGUUGACGCCCGAGGCUUGGAAUUCCACCGCCGCGCUCGUGUACGACGAGGCUUCGAAGAUGCGUGAUGUCUCUAAAGUGGCGAAUGUGGACCUUGGAGCGAAAAGUGCUUCGCUCAACAAGUGGGACCAGCUGUUUGGCAGCCAGAUCGACCUGAAGUUCUUGGAUGAAGCCCGCCGGUCGAUGGACUACCAUCCUACUAUGGGAAGGGAUAGUGUCGAGAUCAUGCGUGUUGCCGACGGUGGAGUUGAGGUGGCGGAGAAGAUCGAGAAAAUCGUCACCAGCGAAGAGUUUGCGAAGGCUCAAGAGGACACUUGGAAUGCAUUAUUCUCGAUGGUCCAGGCCAUCGGAAGGCCCACCACCCUCAGGUCCAAGGUGGUGAAGCAUCUCGACACGGUGUCUGUGCUGGACUUUUUUGGUGCCACGGCGUCGCUGGCGGAGCUUUCUGUUGGCAAAUCGAUCGCGGCAUUGUUCAACGGAACGCUGGACAUGAGCGGUGGCCUGUUUGAGCUGUUGGAGUACGGAAAUCUGCUGUCGGCUAGAAACUGGACCGUUGAGCACCUGCGAGAAGUUUUCCCCGAGAUGCUUGCCAGACGCCUCUACCACAAGAUCCUCAAUUACGCUCUCGCGGAAGACCAGGUCUACAUAACCUGCACCAUCCUGGACAAGGACGAGAACAAGCCUCUGUUCGGCAAAUACGUCGAAGGUUCUACAUGCUACCACGAUCGCACGGGGCCGCAGGACAUGAAGGCUUGUCUCGACAAUGAGCACGUCUGCUACCUCUACCGAUGGAAGGAGCCGACCAGCAAAUGGAAAUUUUGGUAUAGGGCGCACAGCGACAAGCCCGCCGGAGUCGAGCACUGGGGUGCUGGACCGCACCUUACCAAAGUUAGCGAUAUCAUCAAGUCGUCCGUGAGCUCCAAGCUUCAGAAUCUCAAGGACUACCGCCUUACCCAGGACGACAAGCCCCUCUUGACGUCAAAAUGGACUGACAUCACGGAGGUCGGCAAGGCGUCGACUCCAGGUGUCUUCAACGUUCCCGUCUGCUACUCCAACUACAGUUGGAACACGCCCCUCGAGGUCGCCCGCGAGAAGAAGCACUGGUACGAGACUCCCUGCCGCCAGGGCGACCCAUACUGCCACGAGGCGGCUCUCCCGUGUUACUGCGGGUCCUGGGGAUCCGAGACCAUGGAUGUGUGGGACGCGAUCGGCCACGUCAAGAAGUCUAAGGACGGCGGUACCCGUGCCAGAAAGGUAUGUGGAAAACGCAUCAAGGAUAGGAUCACGCACCCUAUCGAGGCGUACGUUGCCUACUGCAGACUCGAUAUCAAGCGUGUUGAGGGCUUGACGUCGAAUCGCGUCGACGGACGCUUCACCACCGAAGGAAAGGACAAGUACUGCGAUGACGUGAUCCGCAUCAUCGAGGUCAAUGGCUACGAGAGCCCCGCCAGUAUGGACUCCGAAGUCAGGUAUGCCAUCUAUUGCAAGAUCUUGGGAGACGGGACUAGGUGCCGCAUGUACGACGACCAGUGGGAUGCUCUCCUGGCUGCUGUGACGCCUGCGGUCGAGCUAGAACCCGAUGCUGUAGCUAUAGAUGAGGUAGUGGAAGAGGAGGUGGAAAAGUAUGAGAGUGAAUUUGCGAAAAUGGUACUGGAGGACGACAGCGGCGAGGAGGAGGAGGAAUGAUUUUUUUCGAGCA